This is a messenger RNA of Miscanthus lutarioriparius, 153 nucleotides long. The record is from the annotation of a GenBank genome assembly. NCBI's taxonomy places the organism in Eukaryota, Viridiplantae, Streptophyta, Magnoliopsida, Poales, Poaceae.
AUGGGGGCGGACAAGGAGCUCGGGAUGUUCGAGCGCGCGCUCUCCGCCGUCGGCGCCGCCUUCGUCUCAGCUAUCAUCGUCAACCCUCUAGAUGUUGCCAAGACGAGGUUGCAGGCACAGGCAGCAGGGGUGCUGUACCACCAGCCUGCCUAG